This is a messenger RNA of Salarias fasciatus (jewelled blenny), 11223 nucleotides long. It is a transcript of the gene dmxl2, whose product is annotated as Dmx-like 2. Gene Ontology annotation, biological process: vacuolar acidification. The record is from RefSeq and is a predicted model, not a curated record. Lineage: Eukaryota; Metazoa; Chordata; Actinopteri; Blenniiformes; Blenniidae. The transcript has 54 exons. The coding region runs from base 324 to 9488 and encodes 3054 amino acids. Gene Ontology annotation, molecular function: protein binding. Gene Ontology annotation, cellular component: RAVE complex.
GUCAGGAUCGCUGCAGAGAUCCCGCUGCCUCGGCUCUCACGAUUAAUCGUGGGGAUGGUGUUGACAGCGAGAGGCGGCGGACGGCCACUUCUACGCGUUAAAUAGAUGUCCGGACCGGGUGAGGUUACAUCCGUACGGGUGGAACACACACUCUCCGCGGCCCCGCCGCCGUUCGUGGAGGAGGACGACGCUGACAGGCCGAGGACGCCGUUAACAUAACUGAUGGAAUUCCCAGCCGUCGCUAGAUGGAGAAACCGAAAGGGUGGACUCGUUAUAAAUAAUUAAAAAACCACAACACAUCUGCUGCUUGAAACACAGGGAAGAUGCAUCUGCACCAGGUGCUGACUGGAGCCGUGAAUCCCGGGGACUGCUGCUACUCGGUGGGAAGCGUGAAUGACAUCCCGUUCACGGCCUAUGGCUCGGGGUGUGAUGUGGUGAUACUGGCGAGUGACUUUGAUUGUGUUCAGAUUAUCCCGGGAGCUCAGAAUGGAAACAUACAGGUGGGCUGCGUGGAGUGCUCCCACCAGCUUGGCAGGAUUGCUGCGUCCUAUGGAAACACAGUCUGCAUCUUUGAACCUCUUUCUACCAACCCAAAUAAACGCCACAAGCAGCUUAACUAUCAGUGGCAAAAGACAGGACAGUUCUUCCUUGAUGCCAUCACCUACAACUUGGCUUGGGACCCGCAAGGGAACCGUAUCCUAGCAGCAACGGAGCGGCUCCAGCUGUGGGCUCCUCCGCUGACAGACGCCCUAAUAGAGGAGGAGGAUGGGCAGCUGAUGGAGGACCGGCCCCACCCUGUCCUCAACGACUGGAACUGUGUCUGGCAGUGCAAGACCGCUGCUUCUGUUCACGUCGCCAAGUGGUCUCCUGAUGGAGAGUACUUUGCAACUGUUGGAAAGGAUGACUGUUUACUCAAGGUGUGGUAUCCCACCACGGGUUGGCGCUCUGCGGUGGUGGUUCAGGACCCAUCAGACAAAAAGCCUCUUCCUGUUCACUUCUCCUUUGUUUACCUGGCGCAUCCUCGCUCAGUCACUGGGAUGUCCUGGAGGAAGACCAGCAAGUACAUGCCAAAGGGUUCAGUGUGCAAUGUGUUGCUGACAUCCUGUGAAGACGGUGUGUGUCGGCUGUGGUCGGAGACUCUAUUACCCGAAGACAGUCUGCUUGGAGGACAGAUCUCUGAGAACACACACACCUUCAGCUCCAGCCUGCCAGGCCUGGGAGGCAAUAAGGACAAGAUCCAGCAUGCUUUAGAGUCAAUCCACCACCUAAAACACCUGCGCCGGGGUCGACGACGAUCCUCUGCCCUUGUGGCACACAGUGAGCUGCUCCCCUCCCAGCUCGGCACACAGGAUGCACACACUCACCGCCACAUCGCUCACCAUGCCAACGCUCUCUGUCACUUUCAUAUCUCAGCCAGUAUUAACCCCAACACAGAUAUCCCAUCAAUGCUAGCAGACUCUGCAGUGUUCAACCCAGAUGAUGGUACCGGUGGUGGAGGCUUUAUGGUUCACUGGCUAAACAAUAAAGAUCUCAGCUUCACUUCCUCCAUGGAUCUCUUUAUGCUGCAGCUCCGCAAGUUCUCCGAACAGCAGCUGGACCAGACUGCUGAAGACCCCCUAGACCCCGAAGGAUCCCCCAUGAAGUUUGACUUUGAUCUGGACGAGAUGUCUGACAAAGCAUCCUCCGAGCACGGAGAGGAGGGUGAGUCAGCAGAGCAGGGAAGCACCAAGGCCUCCUCCCCUGGAUCCAGCUCCAGCAUGCCUUUGCCCUCCAUGCUGCUGGAGCGGAAGAUGGAGACUCUGACCACAGAGUGGAACAAAAGCCCUGACAUGCUGUUCACCAUCCAUCCCUCUGAUGGAUCUUUCCUGGUUUGGCACGUAAAAUACCUGGAUGAGUUCAACCAGGGCAUCUUCAGACAAGUUCAGGUGUCCUUCUCCUCUCGUAUUCCAGUGGCAUUUCCCACAGGUGAUGCUAACUCACUGAGCAAAAACAUCCUCAUGUACGCCUGCACUUUGACCGAGGGUGAGAGCGCCGGGGGAAACGAACAGGGGAGGAUGGCUCAUGUCUCCCAUUCUGCGUCAGCCUCGGCCGGCCUGGGAUCACCUGCUUUGGCCUCCUCUCCCAGCCCUGGCCUCGGCAUUAGUCCUGCCGUCAUGAUGGUCUCCAAACAUGUUGACGGAUCCCUCAACCAGUGGGCAGUGACAUUUGCUGAGCGUUCCGCCUUUUCCAAUGUACUGACAGUAUCUCACAAGUUUCGGUACUGCGGCCACCGCUUUCAUCUGAAUGACCAGGCCUGUCACACAGUGCUGCCACUGCUGCUGACCUCCUCUCACCACAAUGCCCUGCUCACCCCUCCCUCGGCCCCCGGCAGCCUGGAAGGGGAGCAGCCUCCCACCUUUCCUCUACCAAAGGGACUUCCCAGGAAGCAGCUUCGUAAUGCAGCAACAAGGACCUUUCACGACCCCAAUGCCAUAUACAGUGAGCUGAUCUUGUGGAGAGUGGACCACAUUGGACCCUUGUCUUGCACUGGAGGCGUCUCUGAACUGGCCCGCAUCAACUCUCUGCACACCUCUGCCUUCAGCAAUGUUGCUUGGCUUCCUACACUCGUGCCCAGCUCUGUACUUGGAACGUACUGUAACAGUGCCAGCGCCUGCUUCGUGGCAUCAGAUGGUAAAAAUCUGCGUCUCUAUCAAGCUGUGGUGGAUGCCAGAAAAUUGCUGGAUGAACUGUCGGAUCCUGAGACUUCUAAACUGGUGGGCGAAGUGUUCAACAUCGUCAGCCAGCAGUCCACUGCCAGACCUGGAUGUAUCAUCGAGUUGGACGUCAUCACAAAUCAGUGUGGCGCCAACACCCAACUGCUGCAUGUCUUCCAAGAGGACUUUAUUCUCGGUUACAAGCCACAGAAAGAACAAGAAGCAUUCACAUCUGCCUUUCCUGGUGAAGAGUACCAACCAGCACCAUUUUCGGAGAAGUUUUUUCUGGUUGUGAUAGAAAAGGAUCUCAACAGGAACUCUGUCCUGCAGAUGUGGCACCUGCACCUUCAGUCUGUGCAAGCCUGUGUUGAUGAACCAAGUCCAGAUUAUAGCUUCCAGAGUCAACUAAUGGUUCCCAAUCAAGUUAUGAAUCCAGACUCUUCUCCAGAGACCUCGCCCGUCAGACCCUUGCCACGGUCGGCUUCUACAGCUAACUUGCAAUCAGCGAGCAAACUCAUCCUCAGCUCCAAGUUGGUGUACAGCAAGCGGCUGGACCUGCCUCAUGGGGUGGAGGUUACCAGGGCAACCCCUUCCGCAGGUCAUCUGAGUUCCUCCUCCAUCUACCCUGUGUGCCUGGCUCCAUACCUGAUUGUUACAACCUGCUCCGACUCUCGCGUACGGUUCUGGCGCUGCGCCGUGGAGGGGGAUGAGGGCUACAGCGAGGAUGGCCAGGACAACCGAGCGUUCCGCUGGGAGCCCUGGGCCCUGAUGAAUGAGGAGGAAGACAACAACAGUGCCGUGUGUGUGUCGGGGCGGCCUGUCGCCGUGUCCUGCUCAUACAUCGGCCGGCUGGCCGUGGCGUUCAAGCAGCCACGACCGGGACAGCUGCAGAGCUCUGGAGAGAACUUCUCUAUGCACGUGUCCAUCUAUGAGUGCGAGUCCACUGGAGGAUCAGAGUGGGUUUUAGAGCAAACUCUCCAUCUGGAUGACUUCACCAGACCUACAUCAACGCUAGAUCCAAGAGUCAGUGUGGACUCCAACCUCUUUGUCUACAGCAGGUUUGAUCUGUACAUGACCAGAGAUCAUAGCUCACCCAACAUCAAGCACUACGUUCACCUGGACUGGCUCUCAAAAGAAGACGGGUCGCACAUCCUGACUGUGGGCGUCGGCUCCAACAUUCUCAUGUACGGCCGCAUCUCCGGCAUGGUCAACGAGCAGACCAGCAGUAAGGAGGGGGUGGCUGUCAUCACCCUUCCUCUAGGGGGCAGCAUCAAGCAGGGCAUCCGCUCACGCUGGAUCCUGCUUCGAUCUGUGGACCUCCUGUCAUCUGUGGAUGGCACGCCAUCGCUGCCGGUCUCUCUCUCCUGGGUCCGGGACGGCAUCCUGGUGGUGGGCAUGGACUGCGAAAUGCACGUGUACGCUCAGUGGCAUCAAGACAAGAAGCCUGGCGAGGGAGAAGAGGGCAACCUGUCAUCCGUAGACAUCGCAGGAGGUCAAACCACAGGUUCUUCCUCAGUGUUCGAGGGCAGAGCCAGGUCGAAGAGCGUGUUCGAAGGGAGCGCCGCGGUAGAUGAAGCUCUUCGUGCGCCAGCAGGUCUUCAGGAAGGAGGGCUGUUUGAAGCAGCUCACUCCCUGUCGCCGACGCUGCCCCAGUAUCAUCCCACUCAGCUGCUGGAACUCAUGGACCUGGGCAAGGUUCGUCGUGCCAAGGCAAUCCUCGCUCACCUGGUGAAGUGUAUUGCCGGGGAAGUCGCCGUAGUGAGAGACGUGGAGGCAGGCGAGGGCGGAGCCAGACGACACCUGUCUCGGACAAUCAGCGUGACCGGCAGCACCGCAAAAGACACCAUAGUGGCCGGACGCGACGGAGGCAGGGACUACACGGAGAUCAACUCCAUCCCGCCCCUGCCCCUUUACUCCCUCAUGUUGGCCGACCUCGACACCUCGUACAAGGGACCGGAAGAGACUGCCAAGGCAGCCGACAGUGAGGGAGUCCAGAAGUCCACAGAGGAUCAAUACGCCGAUCUCUUCCAGGUUCCAGCGGUCACCACCGACGACUUUGUGAACUUUGCCACUGAUAAGCCAGAAAAGAGGUCUCGAGUGAUCAACCUCUCUCAGUAUGGACCGACCUACUUUGGACCAGAGCAUGCUCAGGUAUUGUCGAGUCAUCUCAUGCACUCCAGCCUUCCUGGACUCACCAGACUGGAGCAGAUGUUCCUGGUGGCCUUAGCUGACACUGUUGCGACCACCAGUGCAGAGGUCACCAGCUCCACGGAUCAGCAGUACACAGGUGGCGAGGCCCUCGAUGAGUGUGGCCUGAGAUACCUGCUCGCCAUGCGUCUUCAUACCUGCCUGCUCACCUCGCUUCCCCCGCUGUAUCGCAUGCAGCUGCUCCACCAGGGCCUUUCAACGUGUCACUUUGCCUGGGCGUUCCACUCGGAGGCAGAAGAGGAGCUGCUGAACAUGAUCCCAGCCAUGCAGAGAGGCGACCCGCAGUGGUCCGAGCUCAGAGCCGUGGGAGUGGGCUGGUGGAUACGCAACAUAAACACUCUGCGGAAAAUGGUGGAGAAGUUGGGUAAAGCUGCGUUCCAGAGGCACAACGACCCUUUAGAUGCCGCUCUGUUCUACUUGGCCAUGAAGAAGAAAGCCGUUCUUUGGGGACUCUUCAGAUCACAGCAUGACGAGAAGAUGACUCAGUUCUUCAAGAACAACUUCAGUGAAGACCGCUGGCGAAAAGCAGCUCUGAAAAAUGCAUUUUCUCUCCUGGGAAAACAGCGCUUUGAGCAGUCCGCUGCCUUCUUUUUGUUGGCCGGCUCUCUUAAAGAUGCCAUCGAGGUGUUAAUGGAGAAAAUGGAGGAUCUCCAGUUAGCCAUGAUAGUUGCGAGGCUGUAUGAAGCUGACUUUGAAAACUCCUCCACCUGCCAAGGCCUCCUUUACGAGAAAGUCCUGGGCUGCAACCGAGACGGGAGCGGUUACCACUGCUCCAGACUACACCCUGACCCUUUCCUCCGCAGCAUAGCUUACUGGAUCAUGAAGGAUUACACGCGAGCCCUGGACACGCUAUUGGAGCGAAUCCCCAAAGAGGAUGAUGAGAACCCUGAUGCAAUGGUGAAAUCCUGCAACCCCGUCGUCUUCAGUUUCUAUAACUACUUGAGGACACAUCCUCUGAUCAUUCGCCGCCACUUUGCAAGUCCAGAGGGUACAGCCACCGCUGUGAGCCUCACUGCUGAGAAGAGCAGCGCAGAUGAGAUCAACCUGAUAGAGCGCAAGCUCUUCUUUACCACUGCCAACGCACACUUUAAGGUGGGUUGCCCAGUUUUGGCACUGGAAGUGCUCUCCAAGAUUCCUAAAGUCAGUAAGAAAUCAGGCUCUUCACCUCUCAGCGAAGCCUCCUCUAAGACCAACCUAAACACAAGCCAGCCCUUGGAAAACGGCACCCAGGGCGGUCUGGACUGGGGCUCGCCAGCGCCGCCUUCGUUUGCAUGGGGAGGGAAUGACAGCGCCGGUGGGAUGGACUGGAGCCAACCUGCAAUCCAGGUCGAGCAAGACGAACUGAAGCUGGACUGGGGGGAAGACAAGGAGGAGGAUGAAGACGAGGACGACGACGGCCUGACCAUGAAGAAACCCGAGACGGACACCCAAGCAAGCAAAGAGAACAGCAGCCCCAAACUGCAGAGAGAGGACUCUCAGGGUGAGUCAGAGGUGGAUGUGAUCGCGGAGCAGCUGAAGUUCCGUGCCUGUCUGAAAAUCCUGAUGACAGAGCUGCGUACUCUGGCCACGGGCUUCGAGGUGGAUGGAGGGAAACUCCGCUUUCAGCUCUAUAAUUGGCUUGAGAAGGAAAUAGCAGCCAUGCAUAAGAUCUGCAACUACAAGGUGGAAGGGAAGGAGGAAGACUCGGAGGUGGAGCGCUGGGGAGACCGUUCAGCUUCAGUGGACAUAUCGGAUGAGGCACUGGAGCAUAUAGAGGCUGGAGCUUAUGAGCGCCACCAGAUGGAGCGAAGACGUCUUCAGGCCAAACAGCAGCACUCCGAAAGACGCAAAGCGUGGCUGAGGAAGAACCAGGCCCUGCUGAGGGUCUUCCUCUCCUACUGCAGUCUUCACGGAGCCAAGGGUGGGGGGGUCACCUCGGUCCGCAUGGAGCUUCUGUUCCUUCUUCAGGAGAGUCAGCAGGAAACAACAGUCAAGCAGCUGCAGUCUCCUUUGCCUCUGCCUACGACUCUGCCUCUGCUCUCAGCUUGUAUCGCUCCCACCAAGACAGUCAUAGCAAAUCCUGUUCUCCACCUCGGCAACCACAUCCACGACAUCCUCCACACAAUCACACUCAUGGAAAUUCCUCCACAUCCUGAUCGGAUGGACGAUCGGGUUCAUACUCUGCACACACUGGCAGCAUCGCUGUCUGCUUGUGUUUAUCAAGCGCUGUGUGACAGCCAUAGCUACAGCAGCCAGACGGAGGCCAACCAGUUCACGGGGAUGGUUUACCAGGGCCUGUUGCUCAGCGAGAGGAAACGACUUCGCACAGAGAGCAUCGAAGAACAUGUUACUCCCAACUCUGCCCCUGCGCAGUGGCCAGGUGUAUCAUCCCUCAUCUCUCUCCUGACGUCUGCGAGGGAGGAGGACCAGCCCAAACUCAACGUGCUGCUGUGCGAAGCGGUCGUUGCUGUUUAUCUGUCACUGCUCAUUCAUGGCCUGGGCAUUCACAGCAGCAACGAGCUCUUCCGGCUGGCGGCCCAUCCCCUCAACAACCGCAUGUGGGCCGCUGUCUUUGGAGGAGGAGCCAAAGUCAUUAUUAAGCCAAAGAGGCCCGAGCUCCCACCAGCUGCCCCCCCUCAGCCAGCCGAGGACGUGGACCGCCACAGGCGUAGAUUCAACAUGAGGAUGCUGGUUCCCGGACGGCCUGUGAAGGAGACGCCGGCCGCCCCGCCUCCUGUGCCCACCGAGCGGCCCACCUACAGGGAGAAGUUCAUUCCUCCAGAGCUCAGCAUGUGGGACUACUUCGUAGCCAAACCGUUCCUGCCUUUAUCAGACAGUAACGCUCUGUACGACUCGGAUGAAAGUGGCGCCGAGGACGAUGAAGACGAUGACGACGCCUUCCUGUCUGACACACAGAUGACGGAGCACUCUGACCCCAACUCCUACAGCUGGGCCCUGAUCCGUCUGGUCAUGGUGAAACUGGCUCAUCACUAUGUGAAGAACUUCAUUCCUCUUACUGGACUUGACUUCACAGACCUGCCAGUAACGUCGCCGCUCACCAACGCCGUGCUGAAGACUUUGGAGAAUUGGGAACAGAUUCUGCUGGAGAGAAUGAACAAGUUUGACGGCCCACCUCCCAACUACAUCAACACCUACCCCACUGACCUCAGCGCUGGAGGAGGGCCCGCCAUACUGCGGCACAAGGCCAUGCUGGAGCCAGACAACACGCCCUUCAAGACAAAGAAUCAUCAGUCCUUUCCAGCACGAAGACUUUGGCAUUUUCUGGUGAAGCAGGAAGUUCUUCAGGAGGUUUUGAUCCGUUACAUUUUCACCAAGAAAAGGAAGCAGAGUGAGUCUGUAGAGAACCAUAAGGACCGUAUAGGCCAACACUGCAUAGCAGGAGCUAGCAGUCUCUAUAAGGUGGAGGCUGAUCUGGGAUAUCCGGGAGGAAAAGCAAAAAUCAUUCACAAGGAGUCUGAUAUAAUCAUGGCUUUUGCCAUCAAUAAGGCUAACUCCAACGAGAUCGUGCUGGCGUCCACUCAUGACGUCCAGGAGGUGGACGUGUCCACUCUGGUGGCCGUGCAGCCCUACACCUGGAUCGGAGACGACUUCGAUAAAGAGUCCCGCAGCUCCGACGACAUCGACCACCGCUCCUCCAACACAAACAUCGCCCAGGCCAGCUCCGUCCCUUUCGCGCCGCCGCAGAUGCCGGUCUCUGCGUCCAUGCCGUGGCUUGGCAGCGGUCAGACCAGCAUGGGAGCCAGUGUGAUCAUGAAGAGAAAUCUGAAUAAUGUGAAGAGAAUGACGUCUCAUCCCAUCUAUCAGUAUUACAUGACGGGGGCUCAGGACGGCAGUGUGAGAAUGUUUGAAUGGAACCGACCUCAGCAGCUCAUCUGCUUCAGACAAGCGGGCAACGCCAGAGUCACCCGGCUCUAUUUCAACUCCCAGGGCAACAAGUGCGGCGUCGCAGACGGAGAGGGCUUCCUCAGCCUCUGGCAGGUCAACCAGACGUCCUCCAACCCCAAACCCUACCUGAGUUGGCAGUGCCACACUAAGACCUGCGGCGAUUUUGCCUUCAUCACGUCCUCCAGCCUCAUCGCCACGGCCGGACAGUCCAAUGAUAACAGAAACGUUUGUCUGUGGGACACUCUGAUUUCACCGAGCAAUACCAUGGUCCAUGCGUUCCCCUGCCAUGAGAACGGGGCCACCGUGCUGCAGUACGCUCCCAAACAGCAGCUGCUGAUCACAGGAGGCAGGAAGGGCUUCGUGUGUGUGUUCGACAUCCGCCAGCGGCAGCUGCUUCACACUUUCCAGGCGCAUGACUCAGCCAUCAAGGCCCUCGCUCUGGAUGCCUUCGAGGACUUCUUUGUCACCGGCUCUGCGGAGGGCAACAUGAAGGUGUGGAAGCUCGCCGGCCACGGGCUCAUGCACUCCUUCAGCACCGAGCACGCCAAGCAGUCCAUCUUCCGCAACAUCGGCGCCGGCGUCAUGCAGGUGGAGACGCGGCCCGGGAACCGGAUCUUCACCUGCGGGGCCGACGGCACCCUGAAGAUGAGGGUCCUCCCCGACCGCUACAACAUCCCCAGCAGCCUGGCGGACAUCCUGUAACGCCUCCUGUCGCUCCCGCAGGUCCAAAGAGAAAAGAGACAGACAGGGAGGGGAAAAAAAAAAAAAUCCACAGGCUUCUGUAACACUCUGUAGGCAUUAAUAGCAUCGUUGACGGGGAAGAGCUGCUCAGAGGACCGCCGCUGCUUCUGGCAGAGUGUGCAGUGUUGUUUUUCGGGGGGGGUUUACUGUCGACGUAAAUCAUGUCCGCGAUGACAAAAACGGAGCUGCAAACAUCUUCUUUUUAUCCCCCAAAGGCUGAAAACAAAGUUACAAGCAAAAGGUACCAUACUUGAUUUUAAAAGCUAGAUUUAUUGUAAUUUUAUUAAAGAAUCUCUACUCUUAGAGUGUGUCCAUAGGGAAGCUAUGCAUGUCCUGUUCUCGUUACGCGGUGCAAUCACAGGUCUAUUGAUAGUGCUCUGUAAAAGUGCUCAAGCAAAAAUUUUAAAAAGUGUGUAACUGUCGUCAUUUUGUGCCCACAGCUGAAAAUCUCUUAGCAUCUACUGUAACCAGCACUGUGGUUUGUUAUUAAGUCAGUGGUUUCCAGUGUGAAUCGAGUUGUUGGAAUCUGCAUUUUGUUUCAAUGGUUUUGCCCCCCCUCCCCCCCUCGCCCUUGCUUUUCCUCAUGGAAGAGUUGAUGGUGCAAAUCCCCCACCCCUCUCUCUCUCUCUCACUGGCUGCCCAUCGCUCGCUCGGGGUUUCGGGUUGGACCGGGCCCGGUCUGGUCCUGGAGUGUGCCCCCCCCCCCCCCCCCACCUCCCCCCACCUCACUCUGCUGUGUCCGCCAUCUGUACGCCUGCCCGCCCACCUGCCCUCAAAUGCCUGUUUGUGCGGCACUGCUAGAACAUUCCUGUUUGGAAGAUGAUGUGUUUUAAUCCUGUGACUGUGAUUUCAAUGUUUCCAUCUGUCUGGUCCGAAGCUUACCGCCCACUCGCCCCAGAGCAGAAACACAAAGGUUCACUUCUGGUUUUUGCACAAGGAAAUUGAUUUUUUUUUUUUUUUUUUUUUCCUUUUUCUAAUUAAGUUGAUUUUAUUUAAAUUAUUUAUGUUUUGCGUUUGGUUGACCAUUCCUUUUUAAAGAUAUUUAACUUAUUGCCUUUUAUUUUAGGAAUGUAAGGCGUUUUACUGUACCUGACUGGGAGAUGUGCAACACAGUCUACUGUAUGUAAGUGUGUGUUUCCUCGCUAGUUGUUUUUACCGUUUUAUCCAUAAGGAAUAGAUAUUUGCACUCAAAUUCUGGAGACACUAAAAGUUUAUUUCGAAUAAAUGCGUUAUCGAAGAAGAAACUGUUAUAUACAAAUGAAUGUCUGGCUUUAUUUGGCCUAGUAGUAAAAUGUUUGAAAUAGUUUUAAUAUAUAAAUUAUAUAAAUAUAAAUAUAUAUAUAUAUGAACUACUACAACAGCUUGUACAAACAUGAAAGCAUUUCUUUAUUUUUUGGUUUGUAUCAUACCAGUUGGAUUAGUUGUAACUUUUGUUAAGUGUAUGUAUGGUAUUUAUUAAAGAGAUUUGUGUUUCUCUCCCUCUUUCUGCCCACUAUGUGUACUGUAUGUAUCUUUAAGUGUUUUACCGAUGGUCCCGCUGGUGUCUGGUGUGUAUGUGCGUGUGCAUGUAAUAAUGCAAAAAGAAGCCAAUAUCACGGGGUCGACGCUUACAAGGGCACUUGAGCCUGAAGGUGUGUGAGAGAACAGGUCAUGGUCAGUUUUACCUUUGUAAAGUGAAUAAAUUCUUUUUAUUUCA